AUGGGAUAUGUACAGCUUGUCAUUGGGCUUGCAAGCAGUGGAAAGUCAACAUAUUGUAACAACCUACAUCAACAUUGUGAAAGUAUUGGUCGAACAGUGAACAUUGUGAACUUUGAUCCGACUGUAGAAAAUUUUGAUUAUCUAGUUUCUAUAGAUAUUAGGGAUCUGUUUUCCUUGGAAGAUGUCAUGGAGGAGAUGAUUAUUGCAGAAAGAGUGGCAAAGAGCACUGUGGAAGACUAUGAUACAUACUCUUGCAAAGGAUAUGCAUAUCAUUUAACAAGAGAUGCACCUAGCGCGAGUGCAGUGUCGUGCGAUCCAGGCUUUGGUAGUGCAAUCAAAGACAAGGGAAAGAGAAUUGUUGGCUUCGCAUCCUUGUUGACUGCACCCACUAUACAUGAAGAAGCAGCAGAGAUGCCUCAGGUUGUCUACGAAAAUAUUGAUGACAUCCCUGCUCUAGCAAAGACAUAUUCCAAGACUCCUCCCCAACUUAAGAGAAAACGUGGAGAUGAGGACCUUUCAGAGCUGAGGAGUGUUGUGAAGAGCAUUGAUUUUGAUGAUCCAUCAGUAGUUUAG
Molecule: messenger RNA, 573 nt
Organism: Cryptomeria japonica (Japanese cedar)
Lineage: Eukaryota; Viridiplantae; Streptophyta; Pinopsida; Cupressales; Cupressaceae
Exons: 5
Coding region: 1-573 (190 amino acids)
Molecular function (GO): GTPase activity
Source: RefSeq, a predicted model, not a curated record